GUGACCGAUAAAAUAGUUAUUGAAAAAUAGUUUUAAUCUUUGUCGCGCAGAAAAUCUGAGUAUAAUUCAUUAACACUUGAUAAUCUGUGAAAAAAGGACGUGUUAAUCAGAGUGUCAGUAUUUUUAACAAAAUGACAUCAAAAGUCCGACAAAGGACAACGGAAAAACCCAAAGAACAGACACAAAAGCAUAAUGAACAAGGCAAAGAAACAGAAACACAAACAAAGAAGUACUGGGACCCAUUAACUGAUGGAGUCAAGUGGAUAGAAAAAUACUCUGAGCCGUUAGAAAAGUUUUUUGAGAGAAUACCAGAUUUUAUAAGCACUAUUAUUGCCACAUUUGCAGUUUUUACAUUAGGCGCUACAUUAAGAGGAGAAUGGGUGGUCAUUCUCGUAUCAGCGUUAAAGCAGUUCUCCGGAACCUAUACAGAAGACAGGAACGCGACAGUACAAGAUUUCUUCAACCUCUUCACCGAGAGAAACCUGAAGAUGGAGAACUUUGGAGUGAUCUUUCUAGCGGCGCAUACCGUGGCGUACUUAAUGUACUUCCUUAUAGGAGGAUUUCUGCAUUGGUACUUCUACGUUAAACGACGCGACAGCGCUCAUGAAUGGAAAUGCCAACCCACCAAAUGGCUGAGCCCAGAACUUGAACGGCACGAGGUCAUUGUUGGCUGCCUGUCCCUCUUCUGCACUGGAACCUUCUCUGCUCUUCUUGCCACUUACAUUUUGAACGGGAAUCCUUCUACCGUCUACUAUAAGUAUGACGAAUACGGUUGGUUGUGGUUCUGGUUGCAGUUCCCUGUGAUAUUUAUUUUGAAUGACUAUCUGACCUACAUCAUGCACCGCAUGUACCACACUCCGUUUCUGUACAAGCACUUCCAUAAGCUCCACCACAAGUACAAGCAGCCCACGGCGUUCUCUGUCACCGCUAUCCAUCCUGUUGAGAUCAUACACAUCCAGUUGACGCUGUGCUUGCCUCUCUUUACGUUCCCUGUACAUUGGAUUCCAUUCUACGCUGUGGCCCUGUACACGUUCUACCACGGCAUCAUCGACCACUCCGGUAUCGACUUCAAGGCGCAGUGGUGGCAGCCCUGGCAGCCUGACGCUGCUUUCCACGACCAGCAUCACGAGUUCACGCACGUCAACUUUGCUUUUAAUAUCCAGUUUUGGGAUAGAUUACAUGGAACUAUGAGGAAACCCAACAGAGUGUACACAGAAGAAACCUACCACGGAACAGCUCCUCUAGAAGGAACAGAGGAAGCAAAGGCCGUUCUAGAAGCUGAAGCGAAAGAACUUGAGAACGAGAACGCUGGCAAAAGCAAUCUUAAUGCUUCUUAAACUGACGCUUUUGAUGACACGAUCUAUUUGAGUAAAGAAAUGUUCAUUUAUUAAAAGCAUGAAUAUAAUUCAAGUAAUAAGGAGCACAAAUCUAAAAAUGAAUAUAAUAUAUCAGUAUUUGUGCAAAUAUAAACAACGCUGUGAUAAUUGUAAAAAUGUUACUUUCAUUGCUUACUUUUGAUGCAAACAUGAAAGCAUUAAAUGUAUUGUAUUUAUGAUACAUAUCAAAGAGCCAGAACAAAUAUUAAUUACAUUAAAAUUAAGUCAUAAGAUGUAUAAACUAAGCCGCGAUAUCUAUUAUCUAAAAUGAAACUUGUGUACAAUAAUUAUGACUAAAUUUAUCUUCAUGACAAACUUUCAAUGAGUCUGAAUUGAAAUUUGAUCUUAAAUUUAAAGGAUUGCUACAUUUCGAUGAUAAAUCUUCAUUAAAACUUAACCCAAUGUAAACUUGGGAGGCUGUUUAUAUCUGGUAAUUUAUUGUUAUUAUUGUAAAUACAAGUUAUGACUUUA
Messenger RNA from Leguminivora glycinivorella, 1847 nucleotides. Its product is annotated as lathosterol oxidase-like. The record is from RefSeq and is a predicted model, not a curated record. The transcript has 7 exons. Gene Ontology annotation, molecular function: C-4 methylsterol oxidase activity; iron ion binding. Bases 132 to 1337 code for a protein of 401 amino acids. NCBI's taxonomy places the organism in Eukaryota, Metazoa, Arthropoda, Insecta, Lepidoptera, Tortricidae. Gene Ontology annotation, biological process: sterol biosynthetic process.